This is a messenger RNA of Mucor mucedo, 1027 nucleotides long. RefSeq lists its product as uncharacterized. The transcript is spliced from 2 exons. The record is from RefSeq and is a predicted model, not a curated record. Bases 28 to 918 code for a protein of 296 amino acids. Lineage: Eukaryota; Fungi; Mucoromycota; Mucoromycetes; Mucorales; Mucoraceae.
UUUUAAAAAAAAAGGGAAAAAAUCAAUAUGAAAUUACUACAGUUGCCCUUUGAAUUACAAUUAUUGAUCUUGAAUCAUAUUAAAAAGGAUAACCAUCUAGAUUUAGCACCAUUAGCACACACAUGUAUGUAUUAUUUUACGAUGGUAGCCGAUAGAUUCAAUUGGACCAAUACCGUAACUAUUUUGCAACCAUCGAUGGUACAUUCUUCAUCGCUAAAUUAUUUGAUGAAUGCAAGAUCCAUAACACUAAUCACUAAAAGACUUCAAGCAGUUAGUGAUAUCAGUACUUUUCCAUUAAUUCUAAACAUUCUUGAGAAACAGCAGUCAAGCAAUAACUUGCAAGAUAUUCAAAUGUUAGUUCCUACUAAGGCUCAUCACAAGAUAUAUCAAACGUUGACAAAUUUCCCGCAAACUAAGCUAAAACAGCUUACAGUUCGUGACCCAACAGAUGGUGGAUACAUCAUGUCUCCGAUAAAGUAUCACCUGCUACUAUCACAAUUUAUAACAACUACUCUAUCCAAAUCCCAAUCAACACUUGACCAACUCGACCUAUCAUCAUUCCCCUCAAACAUUCUAGUAUCACAAUACAAUAAUUAUCAGUUUCCAUUGGUCAAAUCAUUAAAAAUCGCACUUGUGGGAUGUCAAGAUCAACAUCAUUUUCAUCAUUACUGGAGACAAUUUAAAUCAACGUUUCCUAACCUCCAAGAUCUCACCCUCACAGUAACCAAACAACAUGUAUCCUUAUUUAAAUUUUUGUUGCAAGACAUUUCAUUAUUUCCUUGGAUUAAAAGAUUAUCUGUAUCUAGUAGAGAAACACCAAAGGAAUAUCUGUCUCGAGAGGAAUUAAGAUCCAGUAUGUCUGGAUUGAACGGAUUAUACAGAAUCACAGCAGGUUGGGAUAUGAUUGAUUUGAGCUAAUACAUUACAAAACAUAAUGUAAAAGAUAAAAAAAAAGUACCGUAUAGCCUCUCCCUUCCCUUCUUACAACUAUUAUGCCCUCUCCUUACUCAUCUCCUAAUAUAUCAUC